This is a messenger RNA of Zymoseptoria tritici IPO323, 964 nucleotides long. RefSeq names its product HDEL receptor protein. The transcript has 6 exons. Bases 101 to 748 code for a protein of 215 amino acids. Gene Ontology annotation, molecular function: ER lumen protein retrieval receptor activity. Gene Ontology annotation, cellular component: cis-Golgi network; endoplasmic reticulum; membrane. Gene Ontology annotation, biological process: endoplasmic reticulum to Golgi vesicle-mediated transport; protein retention in ER lumen. The record is from RefSeq and is a predicted model, not a curated record. NCBI's taxonomy places the organism in Eukaryota, Fungi, Ascomycota, Dothideomycetes, Mycosphaerellales, Mycosphaerellaceae.
CUCAUUGUCCACCACCAAUACCGAUCGCAUUGUCGCCCACAACAACCGAACUCAUCAAUUCAAUCUACGCGAUCACGGCUGCGGCCUCAAAACACCCAUCAUGACCUGGUUCCGGAAGCUAGGCGAUUUGUCGCAUUUGGCUUCCAUCUUCAUUCUGCUUGCGAAGAUGAAGUCCACGAGCAGCGCAUCCGGGAUAUCCUUCAAAUCACAAUUCGCAUACCUUGUGGUAUACAUAACCAGAUAUCUCGACCUGCUAUGGACCGACCCCACGAAAUCCCUCUGGAACACAUUCUUCAAGAUCGUCUUCAUCGCCGCACAGAUCUACACCGUCUACCUCAUGCUCAACGACUACAAACCGACCCACGAUCCGAAUCAAGAUACCUUCAAAGUGGAAUACCUGAUUGGAGGAGCGGCGGUGCUGGGUAUACUAUUUCCAUACAAAUACACUCCCGCUGAGAUGUUAUGGGCUUUCUCCCUCUGGCUCGAAGCCGUUGCGAUCCUACCACAGCUAUUCAUGCUGCAACGAACCGGUGAAGCCGAGACGAUCACUACCCACUACCUGUUCGCGUUGGGCAUCUACCGAGCACUCUACAUUCCCAACUGGAUCUGGCGGUACUUCGCCGAGAAUGGCUUCUGGGAUCCGAUCCCCGUGAUCGCCGGUAUCAUUCAGACAGUGCUCUACUCGGACUUCUUCUGGAUUUACUAUACCAAGGUUCUGCAGGGCAAGAAGUUCAACCUUCCCGUAUAGAAUACCAGGACGGCGGUCUCCCGCGGAAAGUGCAGUUGUACUCUUCCAGGCAUUCAAGCGCUCUGGUGGCACACAAAGUGUGUUUGCAUAGAGAAACGCUAUAGGCAGACUUGGAGACGAACUCGGGCGUUGAAGCUGGAGGCACGGAUGAUCACGGCGGCUACGUGAACUCAUGCGAUACACGGGAAAAGCGGACGAAUGAAACGAUAGACUAUU